AUGAGCCCCGGUCAGUUUCCGCAUCCAAACGGGAUGUCAACCUUUUGGACAGAGGGAGACGGUGACAUCGACAAUAUCAGAUCCACGGAUCACCUUCCAUCUGAGAAUGCGAUUGUGAUUAUUGGAGGCGGCUACAGUGCUGCGUCUCUUCUAACGCAUAUCUUGGACUCAUAUCCAAAGCAUCCCUCAGUGGUAGUGAUCGAGGCCCGUCAGCUUUGUUCGGGAGCCACCGGACGAAAUGGAGGCCAUCUGAAGCCUGAUUUGUAUGCCAGCCCUUCUCGCAUUGGUGAAGUAUUUGGUUCAACAGCUGCAGAGGAGCUUGUGGAAUUCGAAGCGAACAAUGUCCGUGCCGUGAAGAACUUUGUCGAGAAGGAGAAAAUACAAUGUGAGAUGGUGCUCACGCGUGCGACUGAUGUUGUGUUUACCGAGAAGCAAGUUGAAGCCGCCACUAAAGGAAUUCAAAGUCUGCGAGAUGCUGGCGUAAGAGCAUUGGAUGAUGUCUGGUAUACUAGUGGUACUGAAGCUGCAAUGGUUUCAGGUGUGAAGGAUGCAAAAGGUUGCUUCACUUACACCGCAGGUCAUAUCUGGCCAUACAAACUAGUCCAUCACAUGUUCCGCCGCGCUCUCGAGCGAGGUGUGAACAUACAGACAAAUACUCGCGUCGAACAUUUGUCUACAGCGGCCGAUGCGGAUGGUUGGUGGAAGAUAUCCACAAACCGUGGGGUUCUCAAAGCCAAGAAGAUUGUUAUUGCGACCAACGCCUACACACAGGCCUUACUCCCAGAAUACAAGGAUCGCAUCAUUCCGUACCGAGCCGUCAGCUGCCACAUAACGACGCCUAAGCCUGCACCCUUGCUGACCAACACCUAUUCGCUCAAAUUCAGCGAGUGGGACUUUGACUACCUCAUCCCGCGUAAAGAUGGCUCCAUCAUCGUUGGAGGGGCUCGGUCGGCCUACUUCGCAGACAAGGACCAGUGGUACGGAAAUGUCGACGAUAGUACCCUUAUAGAUGGUGUACGGAAAUAUUUCGAUGGAUAUAUGCAACGUCAUUUCCGAGGUUGGGAACAGAGUGACGCUUCAGUCAAAGAGAUCUGGACAGGCAUAAUGGGCUAUUCGUGCGAUAAGGUGCCUCGCUUGGGGCCAAUACCCGGAAAAGAAGGGUUGUUUGUAAUGGGUGGCUGGACGGGUCAUGGCAUGCCCCAGAUAUUUCUCGCAGCUAAAGGUAUGGCCGACAUGGUGGUUGGUGGUGUCUCGUACCAGGAGACGGGACUUCCUCGAAUCUUCGAAGAAACAGAGAUCCGGCUGAAGAAUGGCCCAAACAAGGUGUUAGAUAGCUGGCGUACUUCUACUGGUCGGUCUCGUCUCUAA
Molecule: messenger RNA, 1368 nt
Organism: Aspergillus uvarum CBS 121591
Lineage: Eukaryota; Fungi; Ascomycota; Eurotiomycetes; Eurotiales; Aspergillaceae
Product: NAD(P)/FAD-dependent oxidoreductase
Exons: 4
Coding region: 1-1368 (455 amino acids)
Cellular component (GO): cytoplasm
Molecular function (GO): oxidoreductase activity
Source: RefSeq, a predicted model, not a curated record